Guyanagaster necrorhizus is the source of this 1218-nucleotide messenger RNA. RefSeq lists its product as uncharacterized. Gene Ontology annotation, molecular function: zinc ion binding; DNA-binding transcription factor activity, RNA polymerase II-specific. The coding region runs from base 100 to 903 and encodes 267 amino acids. The record is from RefSeq and is a predicted model, not a curated record. The transcript is spliced from 5 exons. Lineage: Eukaryota; Fungi; Basidiomycota; Agaricomycetes; Agaricales; Physalacriaceae. Gene Ontology annotation, biological process: regulation of DNA-templated transcription.
GCCCCACCUUUACUAUGCCGAUGAAGGCUCUUCCGAGUUGUCGGGUACAGGAGGUCACGGGGCAUGCGGUGCAUCAACAUACUAUGAACCCCGCAUUCCAUGGCAGAAACAUACGAUCCUCAACUUCCGGAUGUCAGCAAUCAGCAUCACCCUUCCUGCAAUGGAACUCCAUCACUGGCUCCUCUGCGCAUUUCCCAAUCCUCUUUGAUUUCUUCUCCCGUGGUCUUUGCUCUUCACCGUCUUGAUCCGGGGCUAGCCAGAGAUACUACUCAAUCUCCGUGCUCAAAUGAUAUUUCUCCUCGAGCUCGCAACGUUCUUACCACCACUGAUCUCUCCCCUAGUACACUCUCAUGCGACGAUAAUCGUCUCGUUUGUGAGUUCGAGGACCCUCAAUCAGAUUAUGCAUCCUCUCCGGAAUCUGUCUAUAUGCCAGACGACAACCGGGAAGUCGAUGACACAUGUUUUACUUCUUUCAACGGCACAUGGCCUCAUCUCCGCGUCAGGACUCAUGCUACUCUCGCCCCAUCGCCUGCAAAUGAAAAACGCUUACCGUCAUCAGAAGAAUGUUCUUUGCGGGUCGGUACAAAGCUUGAUGGAGCGGCUUCGAAGCGUCAGUCUCCUGCUAUUCUUGCUAAAGCCACCAAGCAGCCAGUCAAGGCGUUACCUGCCCACAAACGCGCGGUGGGCAAGAAGCCUUCUCUGGCAUGCCUAUUUUGUCGCGGUAGAAAGAUUGCAUGUGGCCCGCCUCUUCCAGGAAGCACAGACAAAACUUGCAAUCAAUGUCAGCGCCGAUCUUUGAAAUGCGAGUUUCCUCGCGAGAGUCGAAGGGGCAUGAGAAAGAAGAAAGCCGAGUCGAACGCUGUCGCAUCAAUUCCCGCUGAAGAACCGCCCGUCAAAGCAUGAGAUGCAUGAGACCUUGGACCCACCACGGCGCAUUCGGCAGCGACGGGCGCUCCGGUGGUCCUCUUUCCUCGGUAGAGGCGGAUUACGGUACGAACGGUGCGGGGAAUAUCAAAUCCUGGUCUCUCUAUCUACGCGUUCCCGCAUGUUUUCCAUACACCACUUACCUUAUCUAGAUUGUUUCGUAAUGCUUUCGUGACGCCACGGCUAUUAUAUAUACGCAUUUGUUUUUGCUUUCGAAAGACCUGCUAUCGUUGUUGUACAAAUUAGUAUUUUACAUUACUCCAUGACAUUUAGAAAUGAAAAUGACCUUCAAAA